UCAGUUUCUGAUGAUGACGAAUAUGAAUGUGUCAGUGUUCUCAACUCCCACUCGCAAGAUGUGAAAAAAGUUUUAUGGCAUCCACACAAAGAGAUAUUAGCAUCAGCAAGUUAUGAUGACACCAUCAAAUUGUAUAAAGAAGAUGGGGAUGACUGGUGCUGUUUUGCUUCAUUACAAUCACAUGGAUCAACUGUUUGGUCCAUUGCUUUUGACCAUUUUGGAAAAAGACUGGCUUCUUGUAGUGAUGACAAAACUAUUAAAAUUUGGAAAGAAUACUUACCUGGAAGUAGUGAAGGUAUAAUUACAAAAAGGGUAGAUCCUGCAUGGAAGUGUGUGUGUACUUUGUCUGGUUUCCAUCAUCGUACAGUAUAUGACAUUAGUUGGUGUCCAAUCUCAGAAUUGAUUGUCACAGCAGGAGGUGAUGAUGCCAUCAGGCUGUUUCAAGAAGAAAACUCCUCAGACUCUAAUGCACCACAAUUUAAUCUAGUAGCAACUGCUUCCAAAGCACACUCCCAGGAUGUAAACUCUGUAGCUUGGAAUGCAAAAGAAGGUGGACUGUUAGCCUCUUGUAGUGAUGAUGGAACAGUAAAAUUGUGGAAAGUAGACUAUAUGUAAUGUCGUCAUUAUUUAAAAGCUGUGAGUAAUUCCAUAGAGGUCUAAUUGUGAAUUCUAGGAUACUGGAAAUCUAUGAAUUUUCCAGAACCUUUGCACUUUCAAGUAAAUAAAGAAAUAUUCACUUACUAAAUCAA
Limulus polyphemus (Atlantic horseshoe crab) is the source of this 749-nucleotide messenger RNA. Its product is annotated as probable cytosolic iron-sulfur protein assembly protein CIAO1. Gene Ontology annotation, cellular component: cytosolic [4Fe-4S] assembly targeting complex. The annotation marks the transcript as partial. Gene Ontology annotation, biological process: iron-sulfur cluster assembly. The record is from RefSeq and is a predicted model, not a curated record. Gene Ontology annotation, molecular function: protein binding. NCBI's taxonomy places the organism in Eukaryota, Metazoa, Arthropoda, Merostomata, Xiphosura, Limulidae. The transcript is spliced from 4 exons.